CCCCCGGGGCUGGAUAUGUGGAUGCUCACGUGAAGAUGGAUGUAGCGAUCGGGCUGCUGGGGCUGCUGACGGUUCUGCUGGAGGGCAGCUCCGGGCAAGGGGUGUACGCCCCCCCCACGGUGCGGAUUGUGCACUCGGGCCUGGCGUGCAACAUCGAGGAGGAGCGCUACUCCGAGAGGGUCUACACCAUCCGCGAGGGCGAGACGCUGGAGCUGACCUGCCUGGUCACCGGCCAUCCUCGGCCACAGAUCAGGUGGACCAAAACAGCAGGAAGUGCCUCUGACAGAUUUCAAGACUCGAGUGUCUUCAAUGAAACCCUGAGGAUAUCCAACAUCCAGAGACACCAAGGAGGACGCUACUACUGCAAGGCUGAGAACGGCUUGGGUUCACCAGCCAUAAAGUCCAUCAGAGUGGAUGUGUACUAUUUGGAUGAUCCGAUAGUAACAGUCCACCAGAGCAUCGGGGAAGCAAAAGAGCAGUUUUACUAUGAGAGAACAGUGUUUCUCAGGUGUGUUGCCAACUCCAACCCGCCCGUCCGGUACAGCUGGCGACGCGGCCAAGAGGUGUUGCUGCAGGGCUCUGAUAAAGGAGUGGAGAUUUAUGAGCCCUUCUUUACCCAGGGAGAAACAAAGAUCCUGAAGCUGAAGAACCUCCGACCUCAGGAUUACGCCAACUACAGCUGCAUCGCCUCGGUGAGGAAUGUCUGCAGCAUCCCUGACAAGAUGGUGUCCUUCCGACUCUCCAAUAAAACAGCAUCCCCUUCAAUUAAGCUUCUCGUGGAUGACCCGAUAGUGGUGAACCCCGGGGAAGCGGUCACCUUGGUCUGCGUGACGACAGGAGGGGAGCCCACCCCCAGCCUGACGUGGGUGAGGUCUGCUGGCACCCUGCCUGAGAAGACAGUCCUGAAUGGUGGCACCUUAACAGUCCCGGCCAUCGCGGCCGAAGACGCCGGCACCUACAGCUGCAUCGCCAAUAACAACGUGGGGAACCCUGCCAAGAAGUCCACCAACAUCAUCGUAAGAGCCUUAAAAAAAGGACGUUUUUGGAUCACUCCUGACCCGUAUCAUAAAGAUGACAACAUCCAGAUUGGACGAGAAGUGAAAAUCUCCUGCCAGGUGGAAGCCAUCCCUUCAGAAGAGCUCACCUUCAGCUGGUUUAAAAACGGGCGGCCCUUGCGAAGCUCUGAGAGGAUGGUCAUCACCCAGACUGACCCUGAUGUCUCACCUGGCACCACAAACCUGGACAUCAUUGACUUGAAAUUCACUGACUUUGGGACAUAUACGUGUGUUGCAUCUCUGAAAGGAGGUGGAAUAUCAGAUAUCAGCAUUGAUGUCAACAUCUCCAGCAGCACAGUCCCACCCAAUUUGACUGUCCCUCAAGAAAAGUCACCCCUGGUGACCCGGGAAGGGGACACGGUCGAGCUGCAGUGCCAGGUGACAGGGAAGCCCAAGCCCAUCAUUCUGUGGUCCCGAGCAGACAAGGAGGUGGCGAUGCCGGACGGGGCGAUGCAGACGGAGAGCUACGAUGGGAUCCUGAGGAUUGUGAACGUGUCCAGGGAGAUGACAGGAACCUACAGGUGCCAGACCAGCCAGUACAACGGGUUCAAUGUCAAACCCAGAGAGGCUUUGGUACAGCUCAUUGUACAGUACCCCCCUGCCGUGGAACCCACCUUCCUGGAGAUCCGCCAAGGCCAGGGCCGGAGCAUCACCAUGAGCUGCCGGGUCCUGAGGGCCUAUCCCACCCGCGUCCUGACCUACGAGUGGCGGCUGGGCAGCAAGCUGCUGCGCACCGGCCAGUUCGACCUGCAGGACUCCACCGAGUACACCCUGGGCAGCCUCUCCCGCGACAGCUACGGCCUCUACAACUGCAACAUCAUCAACGAGGCGGGCGCGGGCCGCUGCAGCUUCCUCGUGACAGGCAAAGCCUACGCUCCCGAGUUCUACUACGACACCUACAACCCCCUGUGGCAGAACAGACCCCGUGUCUACUCCUACAGUCUCCAGUGGACCCAGAUGAACCCCAACGCUGUGGAUCGCAUCCUCGCCUAUCGCUUAGGGAUUAGGCAGGCUGGACAGCAGCGCUGGUGGGAGCAGGAGAUUACAGUGAAUGGAAAUAUUCAAAGGGGAGAAUUAAUUACCUACAACCUGACUGAGCUGAUCAAGCCAGAAGCCUAUGAAGUCCGUCUGACACCCAUCACCAGAUUUGGGGAGGGGGACUCAACUAUUCGGGUCAUCAAGUAUAGUGCUCCAGUAAAUCCACAUCUACGGUUCUACAUGUACAUCGAGACCUCACGCCCCAGGCUGGAAGGAGAGAAGGCCCGACUUGUUAGUCCUGUCUUCAGCGUCGCUCCGAAAAACCCUUACGGAGCUACAAACACAGCCUACUGCUUUAGCUUCUACUAUCACAUGUAUGGACAGCACAUAGGAAGCUUGAACGUUUACCUGCGGUUGAAAGGCCAGACGGCGAUAGAGAACCCACUGUGGUCUUCAAGUGGAAAUAAAGGACAGCACUGGAACCAGGCCCGUGUUAAUAUAAACCCCCCAACUUCAUUUCAGCUCAUAUUUGAAGGGAUCCGGGGGCCUGGCAUUGAAGGUGAUAUUGCUAUUGAUGAUGUGUCAAUUGUGGAAGGAGAGUGUAUGAAAUCAGACCAACCGGCCAACAAUUUACGAUCAGGUGCUGUUGGGACAUUAGCACAUAUACGACUUAUCCCAGUUAUCAUCCUCAUGUCUGUCUUAAGUCAUCAGAGGUGACCUUAUCCUGGCAGAGGCUACAAAAGAUUCACCAGGCACUGGCAUGAAGAAAGAGUCUUUGUAAAAUGGACAUUUAAAAACAAACUACCAAAGAUUCCUCCACUGACUGACUCAAAAGUUAAAUAAAUACAUAAAUAAAUUUAAUAAUAAUUAAAAAGCACUGGGGACAAACAAGGCAUCACGGGAGCAUAACUCACUAUGAACCACGUGUGAGAACGAGAUCUGGCCUAAGUAAGGAAGAGACCUUCAGGUGCUUUUGUGGUCAAUAAUGAAUACAGCAUCAUCUGGUUGAACUCUCGGAAAAGAGCUAUAGAAACCCUUGUCAAAGCACAAAGUCAUGGCUGGUUUUGUUUCAAAUGAAUAGUUUGCUUGUUACCAUGGAAACCUAAUGGCCUGCCAAAAAAAAAAAAAAAAAAAAAAAAGAGAGAGAGAGGAAAUAAAAACAGAGAACAAGAGAUAAACACCUCACUGUAAACAGGGUAUGUGAAGAGCUGGCAUUCAUUUUCCCUUUGAGAAGGUUUUUAGUAUAGAGUUGAAUAAUUGUAGGCCCUUUCUACUUUGGCUGUCACCUCCCCUAGAGAAUAACCCCGAGUCAGAGCUGUUUUAAGACAUUUCUGUUUCAUUUCUCAUGGCUAUGCUAGAUAACUGUAUGCUGUCUCCUUUUGCAUGCAUUACUAUCCAGGAUGUGCCACCUGGGCUUACAUAUGACACAGGCUUAUCGGAGUUUGCUUGCGGCCACUCGGACACCCCUCUCCCCUCCCCAGCUGAGUCAUCUGUUCUGAUGAGGUGAAGAAACCAAACCACCGUCUUUUAUAAAUUGCCAUGGAAACCAAGUGCCUUCAAUGAAACAAGCCUGAUUUAAAGAAAUAUUUAAAAAAUAAAAUAAUUAAAUAAAAAUGGUGAUAACAGUUUCAACACAGAAGCUUGCACUGCUAAGAUGUGGUUUGUGCAAAGUGUUUUCUAAACAAACUGCAGAGCCUGGGUGUGCAGACUGCAGGCGAGGAGACCGAGCCGCUUCUGGAGAUGGAUGGACCUAAGCUGCUGAGUAAGCCCUUUUUGGAUGAGAUGUUUGUUGUUUAACCUUCCAGACAGCCAUGGCCUUUCAGCUUCUUACCCAUUAGAAAAAUAGCUUCCGUUGGUCCUGGCAAUGGGAACGGCACUCUUUUGUUGUUGUUGUUGUUGGUUAGUUGUCUGUUUUGGUUUUGUUUUCAGGUUGUUGAGUGGGCCAACCAGAGGAAAAGGUUGUUAAAGACACACUUAGCUCAGAAGGUGGUAAAACACAGAAGUGAUUUUCUUACUCUCCCCUCCAUUUGCAGGACAGGACGGGGAGGACGGGGGCACGGCAGCAAACCCCAGAGCUCUCUGCCCACCCGGCGGAGGCCGGGCCUCUGCCCUGGAGCCAGACUCUGUGCAGAUCACAAAAGAUUAUUUUGUUAUUGUAGCAAAAUUUAAAAAAAAAUAAACAUUACAAAAUCCACUUUUACAACAACAAAACAAAAGAAAAAGUAAAAGCUGUACAAAUGGGUUUGAGCUACCCCAACACGUACCGUCAGUCAGCCAGUUCUCCACUGCAUUGUAAAGUUCCCUUACAGUUGGUUAUGACAAUUUAAAGACCUUUUUUCCUUAAAUUAUCUCAGCUUUUAACUUCAUUUAAAAAAAAAAAAAUACUUUUGUCUAAAGAGUAUUAUUAUUAUUACUAUAAUUAUUACUAUUGACACCCUAGGAGAAAAAAACACCUGAUAUGCAAGUAAUUGGAGUCCAAACAUAAAGCAAACAAAUGAGUAUAACAUUUGCAAAUAUGAGUAUAAAAAGCACAACGAGAUGCAGUAAAACAAUGACAAGGCUUGUUUUUUUUUUUAUUCUGUAGAGAAAUGUUUGUGCAAAUUCAGUAAUUCAACUGAAGAGAUAAUUUUACAGCUAUGUUCAAUAAAGCCUCUUUCCAGGUAA
Apus apus (common swift) is the source of this 4697-nucleotide messenger RNA. RefSeq names its product MAM domain containing glycosylphosphatidylinositol anchor 2 (gene MDGA2). Gene Ontology annotation, cellular component: plasma membrane. NCBI's taxonomy places the organism in Eukaryota, Metazoa, Chordata, Aves, Apodiformes, Apodidae. The record is from RefSeq and is a predicted model, not a curated record. The transcript has 16 exons. Gene Ontology annotation, molecular function: protein binding. Gene Ontology annotation, biological process: nervous system development; homophilic cell-cell adhesion. The coding region runs from base 36 to 2750 and encodes 904 amino acids.